AUGGAGCUUCCUUGGGUAGUUGGAGGAGACUUUAACGUCAUCAUGGAUGAGGAUGAGAAGAUAGGUGGGCUACCAGUAUAUCCCCCUGAAUAUGAAAAAUUUGCUGCUUGCGUAAAUUCUUGUGGACUGUUUGAGGUUGGGUUUAAAGGCAGCCCCUUCACAUGGUGGAAUAGCAUAGCAAACUCAGAAUGCAUUUUCAAAAGGCUGGAUAGAGUGUUUGUCAAUCUCCCUUUUCAGAAUCUUUUCUCAACUACUGAAAUUGAGCAUCUUAUUAGGACAGGAUCAGAUCAUGCCCCAUUAUUGAUGAGUUGUGGGGAAGAGACUAUAAUCAAAAAUGCCCUAUCUCAUUGGAGUAAGUUCACAUAUGGUGACAUCUUCAAACAACUUGCUAUUAGAGAGGAUAUUGUUAGGGUGAAUGAGAUAUUAUUUGAAGACGAACCAACAAUUGAGAAUAGGGUUAUUCUCCAAAAAACACAAGCUGAAUUGAAACAAUAUCUUAGCAUUAAGGAGAAAUUCUGGAAGCAAAAAGCAGGCAUGAGUUGGUUUGCUGAAGGUGAUAGGAACACAAAGUUUUUUCACAAUCAUGUGAAUGGCAAGAGACAAAAGCUGCAGCUCAGAAGAAUUCAAAAUGGAGAUGGUGUUUGGAUUGAAUCUCAAGACCUUAUGUCUAAUGUUGCAGUAGACCUUUUCCAGAGAUAG
This is a messenger RNA of Nicotiana tabacum (common tobacco), 699 nucleotides long. Lineage: Eukaryota; Viridiplantae; Streptophyta; Magnoliopsida; Solanales; Solanaceae. The record is from RefSeq and is a predicted model, not a curated record.